ACUUCAUAUGUCUCCGACAUAGCCAGAACAAGGCACCGAGAAUUGGGGCCGCAAAGCCGGCCAGCCACCUCUUUCUUUUUCAUACCUUGGAUUCCAGGAUGAUCGACUUUUUCUGGUGACAUUGUGCAGUCUUUUCUUGGAGAAGCCUUCACUUCUACCAAUAGAGCUUCCAGGAGGUGCUUAAGGGGUUGUCUGAGUGUUAGACCAAAAGGCCAGGUUUUAGGGUACUGGGGAGUGAGGUGAAAGACCAGCAAGCUCCUACAGCAGCUGUUCCUUCAGAAGCAUAUCGAGAUAUGACGGUCCCCAAAUGGGGCUCACCUGGUUUUAGCACCCUUGUGUGGGAAGAAUACAAUCUGGACAAAAGGCCAUUGGAGACCUUUGGGGUACAUUUAGGCAAAGUUAAGGUCCCCUCACCAUCAUCCCAACCUGACCCAAUCCACAGCUACCAGACCCAGGACAGUGAAGGGCCUCCUGCCAUAUCAUCAAGACCCAACUUCAACUAGAAACACCCCAGCCUGGACAUGGGCGGAAAACCAUAGCGGUUACUCAUUGCCUAACUCAAUUCAGAUCCGCCAGAUACUGGUAACUUUUGGGUGACCCUGGUGAAAACAAAGCCAGGACAGGUCUUUGUAUGUCAGAGUCCAGGACUCCCGCCAGCUGGCCAGGCAGGCUGCCUGCCUGGGACGCUCUCUACCCAACUCAGAGGCCACAUUGCCCACACUCAUUCUUCCUCAUUUUGCACCCCAAUAGGAGAAUUCGCUCUUCCUGGAAUUGUGCCCACUUCGGAGACAGCUUCAGGCGAUGGUGGUGAGGAGGGCAUGGGAGGUUAGCAAAGUCGGUGGAAGACAAAAGCCGGGGUAACCUGCUGAGAACAGGGGUACUGGGGAUAGAAUUGGAACUAUAUUAACAUCUGUCAGGGACUCUCAAAUGUGGCAUGGCAAGUCACUUGAUUACACGUAUGUUAUUUAGUUAAAUUUGUUAAAAUUAUGAGAUGCUCACAAACCCGGUGAUAAACUCGCUCCCUUCCUAUUGGCUGGCCUGGUCACAUGGCCGCCCAACUUUAUUCAGUUGACAGCAAGUAGGAGGGCCCAAUGGAAGGAGAAAAAAAGACAACACGAGAAAAAUUAGUAUUUUCUACCUUCUGAAAUUAAUGGCCAUGAGUUCGUAUAUGGUGAACUCAAAGUACGUGGACCCCAAGUUUCCUCCGUGCGAGGAAUAUUUGCAGGGUGGCUAUUUAGGCGAGCAGGGAGCCGACUACUACGGCAGCGGCGCACAGGGCUCCGACUUCCAGCCCUCGGGGCUCUAUCCACGGCCCGACUUCGGUGAGCAACCCUUCGGAGGCGGCGGGCAGGGGCCUGGCUCAGCGCUACCGGCGCGGGGUCACGGACAGGAGCCGAGUGGCCCAGGAAAUCACUACGGUGCCCCGGGAGAGCCGUGCCCAGCGCCCCCGCCUGCGCCCCUGCCUGGCGCCCGGGCCUGCAGCCAGCCCACCGGCCCCAAGCAGCCGCCCCCGGGGACAGCCCUCAAGCAGCCGGCUGUGGUCUACCCCUGGAUGAAGAAGGUGCAUGUGAAUUCGGUGAACCCCAACUACACCGGCGGGGAGCCCAAGCGUUCCCGGACAGCCUACACCAGACAGCAAGUCCUAGAACUGGAAAAGGAAUUUCAUUUUAACAGGUAUCUGACCAGACGCCGUCGGAUUGAAAUCGCUCACACCCUGUGUCUGUCAGAGCGCCAGAUCAAGAUCUGGUUCCAGAACCGGAGGAUGAAGUGGAAAAAAGACCACAAACUGCCCAACACCAAGGGCAGGUCUUCUUCUUCUUCCUCAUCUUCCUGCUCCUCCUCUUCAGCUGCCCCCGGCCAGCAUUUGCAGUCCAUGGCCAAGGACCACCAUACGGACCUGACGACCCUAUAGAAGUGGGGACCCUGGGCCCAUCCCUCCCUGCACUCCAGGUUGAGGCGAAGCUGCGGGUGCAGGCGGGGCCUGCUGUCACCUCCCUGGGCUCUAAGGUACUGUGGGGGUGGACCUGGGACUUGCAGGCCGCUCUCGGACUAGGUUACCAUCCUGCCCGAGGGCAGCCCCCUCCCUAAAGGGAUGGGGUGGGAGGGUGGGCGGGCUUCUUUAAGUAUAUUAUCAUAUGGCAGGAGCUACUGAGAACAUAAAACCUUGGCGAGUCAUUAAACUCAUGAAAAUCUCUGCUGUUGGAUGUUGAAUUUGCAAAUGAAGGUUGGAGGCUUUACUCCAGUGGGAACCUGAACAUUCUCCUCCACACCACCCCUUCAGGGGGCUGCGAGACUUAGUAGCUGUGGGGGUAGUUGAGGCAGAAGGCCAGCACCCAGUGCUAGGUGCUUUCAGUGUGAACAGAAGAGCUGAGGGAGAGUCUCAGAACUUUCUGAGUUAUCUAUAUAAUUUCUGCUGUGAUAAAGAGAAAUGCUUUGCUCCCAGUGGCCCAGGCCCAAAGAAAUAAAUCCAAGAAGGAAGUGGAAACGGGUUAUUUUAUGUUCUGAUUAUAUUUGCUUAAAUAUUUAUUUGUUGGGGGAAUGAACUACAGAAAAUCCCUGGCACCUGUGUGCCAAAAACCUUAGGCUAGUGAAAAGAAUCGAGCUUCAGGGGGCUGAAUUAGAUAUCUGUGGACUCUCUUCUGGCCCUAUUUGGGAUUUUGAGCUCCUCCCUCCCACCCAUCCCCUGGAAAUAUGUGUAGGAGGCCCUUAACUCUCCCAGAGGGAAGUCAAGGACCCAGGAAAACUGAGUUUUGAAAAUGUAUUUCCACAUGUGCUUGCUCCAGCACUGUGUUUGCAAGGUGGUUGAAAGAAAGAGAAGGGGAAAUAAGAAACAAAUGGCCCAAUAUUUUUCUCCGGGGAAAGAAAACAAAACCUAUAUGCCCUGGGUCAUCAGGUAAUUUCUGAAUUUUCUUUUCCAACUGAAUUCCAAAUGCUCCAAGUACCUCCACAUAGCAGAUUUUUUUUUAAAAAAAUAGGAAUCACAAUCAGUGUAUGGCCUAUGGAGGGUGGGUGGCCCUGUGCAGUAGGGAGAAAGAGGGUUGGUAGGUGAGGAAGUCUUGUUUUUAAAAAGGAACUAAUAGACUCUGGAAGUCCACAAAAGUUGAUCUUAAAGAUAUUUCCCUGAGGGGUGUGUGUGUGUGUGUGUGUGUGUGUGUUUUCUGAAGUGUUUCUCAAGACAUUAAUUACAAGUAGAAAUUGUAAAAGCCUCAAAGUUUUCAGGUCCCCUUGAAGCCGAGUGGCUUUACCUUGAAGCCAGUGGCUUUAGAACAAGCUCAAACAACAGUAAGGAUAGUUAUUUAUUUACUUUUAUUUCUCGUCUGGGAAGAGUUCAAAUCUCAUUUUCAUAAAACACUAACCCUUAACGACGAGGAAGAUAAGGGUCAAAGGUGAUGAUGGAGCUUAUACACUCAAAUGAAAUGAGGUUUUGAAAGCUUGAACCCCAAAGCUUGGGCUCCAGACAGAAACUCCUGACUGCAGUCUCCCCCACCCCAGUAAGAAAUAGGGAGGGGUAAACUUAAAUUUUACUCAUAAGAUCAAUAGUGCUGCUACUUUUCUCAGUAUUUCAGAAUACUUUAGAAGGUUUCAGCGGUUGUUUUUAAAAUAGAUUUCAGUGGAGGAGGAAAAGGCCUGGGCUUUGGUUCUGUGUCUCCUGAGAGCUGAGGGAGGGCAAGGAUUCAACUGAAGUCCCUAAACUGAAAUUCUGCUUCUCUGAAGUAUCUUCCAAGCCUUGGUCUUUUGUAUUCGACCCUGGGGAAAGCUCUUUGUCCCUCCUUGGGGUGAGCCUGCUCUCAGACUUGCACAUGGCAAUACUUGAAUAUCACCACGUCGGGAUAUUAAAGAUGGAUAUUCCUGCAUUAUUUGCAUCAUUGUUUCUAUGACAAAAAGCACAGAGUUCAUACAUAGUCAAGAUGUCUUUUUUUCUGACGCCCUCACGUUGAGAAGCUGAAAAGGUAUUUUACUGAAGUUGGGCUAAAUUACAGAAUCAGGUUCACCCAGAGGGCAAAUUUUCUGUUCGAUUGGUUGUAUUUCAGCCGGGAGGACUGACCUCUAAACCCUUAACCUUUUGGACUGUAACUACCCUUCUCCUCUUUUCCCUGUCCCUCUAACACGGAAUUUCUUUGGAUGCUGUGUUUGAAAAGGGCAGCUAGCUAUCCUUGGGCCAAUUGGCAAGUUGCUAAGAUUCUUUCCUAAAAGCCAAAUCUGAGCAAAUAUUGAACCACGGCCUUGGGUCAGGGGAGUAUAUAUUUUCACAAGAUUCAACCAUAUAUACUUACUAUGAAGAUUAUUAUAUAGAUUUUUUUUUCUCCUCUUCUCCAAAGUCCUGGUUACUCCUCCAGCUUCAGACCAAAUACUACCCCUUCUUCCUCCUGCCCCAAGGGAAAGCCAAAAGUACGCUUUCCAGAAGAAAACCCUGGUUCCUUCCCAAGCAUAGCCCCACUACUUUGGAAAGUAACUUAACCCGAGAAACAACUUCUUUGUUUUUAAGACUCAGCUCUACUACUCAGCUGGGAGGGAUUGUCUUUUGAAAUGCUAAUGGCUCUUGCCUGGCCUAAAGAGCAAUUGCCAGUCUUGAAGUCCCAUUCGAACCCUAGUAUCCAUUUGGGUCCAAAAGAGGACCCAAAAGACCAGGAAAGGGGUAGCCCCCGCACUCCCCCCCCACCCUGGUCACCUAGGGCAGGGAAGGAACUGCAUCUCCAUCUGGGAACGUGCUGUAGAGAAAGCAAGACGUAGAAAGGCCCUGGUGCCCAUUUGCUGUUCUUUGUUUCCAGUUUGUUCCCCCAAAUAUGAGCCAGAAGUGUUUAUUUGGGUGUUUUAAAACCUGUGUGGGGUGGUGAUUGGGGCUGAGGAGUGGAGCCUUUGCUGAGGAGUGGGCCUCGGGCUCACACCUCACUUCGUUCAUUGCAGCCUUUUGUUGAGAGGUGACAUUGUCAGUCAGCCCCUUGGAGUCUGCUCACAAAGAUGCUUUUUAAAAAUAGAAUUGACCGUGUUUUACCACCACUGAUUAAAGUAUUAUUUAUAUUAAUUGUUGCCUGUAGUUUUGAUGUAAUUCAUUGAUCUAUAUUUGAAAUAAUAAAAGGUGUAGUAAAAUCUCCCUCCUGUUUGGUGCCUUGAUAGAGACUCUUUGUUAAGUUUCCCAAAAACCAGCAUUCAUUAUAAACAAUUUAUC
Molecule: messenger RNA, 5167 nt
Organism: Myodes glareolus (Bank vole)
Lineage: Eukaryota; Metazoa; Chordata; Mammalia; Rodentia; Cricetidae
Source: RefSeq, a predicted model, not a curated record